AUGCAUUCAACAACGCUCAGCAACAUUGAAAUCACUGACCCAGCAACAUUCAAAGUCGCCAUUAUCGGCGGUGGAAUCGGAGGUCUCACAACGGCUCUAAGUAUCGCAUACCAAAAUUCCACUCUCAAAAGCAUCACCGUCUAUGAACAGGCCCCAGCGUACAAAGAGAUUGGCGCUGGCAUUGGCAUCGGCGUGAAUGCAGCCCGCGUCUUGAAAAAUUUGGGUGUGUGGGGAGCUGCAAACGCCAUCUCCGGCGAACGCAAUGGUGUCCAUCGGAGCUGUCGACGAUACGACACUGGUGAGGAAAUCGUCGCGGUUGGAGCGAUGGAUGAGAAUGCGGAUGGUGGUGUUAGGCAACUGAGCGUGCACCGUGCAGAGAUCUUGGAUAUCCUGUAUCAGGAACUGAUACGGAACUACGACGGUCGUGUUACGCUGAAGACGGAUAUGAAAGCUACUAGAGUCGAGGAGUGCGGCGAUGAAGUCGCAAUCUACUUCGCAAACGCAACAAACUCGAUGGAGGUAGCCAAUCUGGUGAUCGCAUGUGACGGCAUUCACAGCACCAUUCGGUCGCAAUUUGCUCUUGACAAACCCCGAUAUAGCGGCCGGAUCGCCUACAGAGGCCUACUCCCUCUCAGCGCCAUCAGCGACAAAUGGCCUUAUCCUAGCUACGCCGUGAGCUGGUUGGCGCCGGACAAGCACUUCCUGGUCUUCCCCAUCUCGCAAAACAAGACGCUCAACGUUGUAGCCUUUGUGACUAAACCAGAGAACGAACUUGGCGAUCUGAAAGAGAGUUGGACCAGCAGUGCUCCCCGCGGGGAGCUCGAGAGCGAGUAUGCAGGCUGGGAGCCGACUGUUGGAGCCGUGAUUCAAGAGAUGGAGGCUCGGCCGGGGAAGUGGCGCCUCAAUGACCGCGAACUGCUCGAGCAAUGGAAGUACCUCAACGGCAAGGUCGUACUAGCUGGUGAUGCCGCUCACGCAAUGCUCCCACAUCAAGGCUCUGGAGCCGGCCAUGCCAUCGAAGACGCCUACAUCCUAGGCCUCAUCGUGAGAGACUACUUUGCCAACCAUAUUCCAGGUCUAGCCGCCUACACAGCCCUGUAUCAAGCCGUCCGACGACCCCGCGCUCAGAAGGCCCAAGUCACCAGCCGUCAGGCCGGUGACGUGUAUGAAAUGCAGGGCAAGGAAUUCGAGGGUAUCACCUCCUACGAAGAUUGUUUGCCCAUCGUCCGCGAGAAAUUGGCUGGUCGGAUGAAGUGGGUUUGGGGUCAUGAUCUCGAGGCCGAUUAUCAGAAGGCUCGUGAGGAGGCUGGGUUAGCCGUGCAGACCCAGCCAAAAGCGUCGCCUAGGACGAAUGGAACGGUGAAUGGAAUCGUGGCUGGGACGCUGAAUGGCAAGAUCGGUGCAGCUCAGCAUGGGAUCGAUGUCCAGGAGGUUGAAGCAUGA
Cladophialophora psammophila CBS 110553 is the source of this 1443-nucleotide messenger RNA. RefSeq lists its product as uncharacterized. Gene Ontology annotation, molecular function: FAD binding. The transcript has 3 exons. NCBI's taxonomy places the organism in Eukaryota, Fungi, Ascomycota, Eurotiomycetes, Chaetothyriales, Herpotrichiellaceae. The coding region runs from base 1 to 1443 and encodes 480 amino acids. The record is from RefSeq and is a predicted model, not a curated record. Gene Ontology annotation, biological process: secondary metabolite biosynthetic process.